CUGUUGAGUUUGUAGCAGGAAGUUGGAAUGUAGGGAGAGCCGGAAGAGGAUCUGUUAGGAGUAAAAACAGCAGUGUUUUCUAAGUGCAGAGCUUCUGUCGACGCUAUUUUAUUGUUAUUAUUUUUAACUGAACUUCACCGGAACAGAAUUUGCAGAUAAAAUGUGGCGAGCAGCGGCCGGCCAGCCCGUCUCUGUCGACGUUCCCGACGGUGGAGACGACUGGGAGACGGAUCCAGACUUUGAGAACGAUGUAACAGAAAAGGAACAGCGCUGGGGUGCCAAGACUGUGGCGGGUUCUGGACAUCAGGAACACAUUAACAUCCACACACUACGUGAGAACGUCUCUACUGAGCACAGCCACCUGAAGCAGCAGGAGCUGGAGACCAUGCCCAAGGCCUCCCAUGGGUACGGGGGCAAGUUCGGCGUGCAGCAGGACCGUAUGGACAAGUCUGCUGUGGGCCACGAGUACCAGAGCAAACUGUCCAAGCACUGCUCCCAGACGGACACGUCCAAAGGCUUCGGAGGCAAGUUUGGAGUGCAGGCAGACCGUGUGGACCAGUCUGCGGUUGGAUUUGAGUACGCUGGAAAGACGGAGAAACAUGCUUCACAGAAAGACUAUGCUACGGGGUUUGGGGGCCGGUACGGGGUGCAAGCAGACCGGGUUGACCAGAGUGCAGUAGGCUUCGAUUACCAGGGCAAAACAGAAAAACAUGAGUCCCAGAAAGAUUAUGCCAAAGGCUUUGGGGGAAAGUUCGGUGUGGAAACGGACAAGGUGGACAAGAGCGCGGUGGGCUUUGAGUACCAGGGGAAAACGGAAAAGCAUGAGUCUCAGAAAGAUUACGUGAAGGGCUUUGGGGGGAAGUUUGGAGUUCAGACUGACCGGCAGGACAAAUCAGCCAUGGGCUGGGACCACCAGGAGAAACUCCAGCUCCACGAGUCCCAGAAAGAUUAUAAGCGGGGUUUCGGAGGGAAGUACGGGGUAGAGUUGGAGAAGCAGGACAAAUGUGCACUUGGCUUUGAGUACAAGGAGAAACUGGCAAAGCACGAGUCACAACAAGACUACGCCAAAGGCUUUGGUGGGAAAUUUGGCGUCCAGCAGGACCGAAUGGACAAGAGUGCUGGCACUUUUGAAGAAGUUGAAAAGCCAACCCCCGCCUAUCAAAAAACUAAACCUGUUGAAGCAGUUGGCAGCAGCACGGGGAGCAUCAAGGCACGCUUUGAGAACAUCGCCAAACAGAAGGAGGAGGAGGACCGCAAGCGGGCGGAGGAGGAGAGGCUGCGCCGCCAGGCCAAGGAGAGGGAGGAGCAGGAGGCGGCCCGCAGGAAGACUGAGGAGCAGGCCAAAGCCAGGCCCCCCUCCCCAGACCCCAGCCCUGCACUGGCUGCAGAGUCCCAGCAGCAGGAUAUGCCCACCAGCCACCAGUAUGAGGACGCUGGCGCCUACGAGACCACGGUUGAGAACGGGUCCCAUGCGCACCAGCCGGAGCCCAGCGGCCCUGAGGAGCCGCGGGAGGAGCCGCAGGAGGAGCCGCUCUACCAGGACCCUGAUGAGGAGGCCCCCGACCGUGCAGAGGGCCAGGCCUAUGCAGAGUAUGGGGAAGAUUUGGGGGUGACGGCUGUGGCUCUCUAUGAUUACCAAGCAGCUGGCGAUGACGAGAUCUCCUUCGACCCCGACGACAUCAUUACCAACAUCGAGAUGAUUGACGAGGGUUGGUGGAGGGGCGUGUGCAAAGGGGCCUAUGGGCUCUUCCCCGCAAACUAUGUAGAGGUCCGGCAGUGAGCUGUUCUGCCCUCGAACCUGCCACCCUGCCUUGCUCACACACACACAUACACACCCACCCACACACACACACACCCAUUCACCCACACACACACCCGCACACAUACACACCCAACCACACACAAACACACACA
Messenger RNA from Anguilla anguilla (European eel), 1914 nucleotides. RefSeq names its product src substrate protein p85-like. Gene Ontology annotation, molecular function: actin filament binding. The record is from RefSeq and is a predicted model, not a curated record. The coding region runs from base 161 to 1780 and encodes 539 amino acids. Gene Ontology annotation, biological process: regulation of actin filament polymerization. NCBI's taxonomy places the organism in Eukaryota, Metazoa, Chordata, Actinopteri, Anguilliformes, Anguillidae. Gene Ontology annotation, cellular component: lamellipodium; focal adhesion; actin filament. The transcript has 17 exons.